AUGUCGUCAUCAUCUAGAGUCCCAGACCGGUUCAUGAUCCAUGUGAACCUGUACUUUGCUCCCGAGCACGUCCCCGUUGCCCUGGAAGCCUGCAAGACCCUCUUUGAAGAGAUUUGGAAGGAUCCCCGAGUAGAUUUCUGCCAGAUCGUCCAGGAUGCGAACGAGCCUGGCACGAUUCGCAUCCAGGAGGCGUGGAAUGCGUCGCGGCAGUAUCUGGAGGAGGUUCAAAUACACAAGUCGUACUACGGUCCAUAUCUGAAAGCUACGGAGCAUCUGUGGAUUAAGCCUCGUGAGUCACAUGUAUCCCUUGUCCAGAACCACUUUUGGAUGUGA
This is a messenger RNA of Fonsecaea multimorphosa CBS 102226, 333 nucleotides long. RefSeq lists its product as uncharacterized. The record is from RefSeq and is a predicted model, not a curated record. NCBI's taxonomy places the organism in Eukaryota, Fungi, Ascomycota, Eurotiomycetes, Chaetothyriales, Herpotrichiellaceae. Bases 1 to 333 code for a protein of 110 amino acids. The transcript has 2 exons.